Psilocybe cubensis is the source of this 993-nucleotide messenger RNA. RefSeq lists its product as uncharacterized. Bases 1 to 993 code for a protein of 330 amino acids. Lineage: Eukaryota; Fungi; Basidiomycota; Agaricomycetes; Agaricales; Agrocybaceae. The record is from RefSeq and is a predicted model, not a curated record. The transcript has a single exon.
AUGACUUCAACCUUUUUAUCCCGCUCAGGCAAGUCGCCGUUGCAUUUGGAUAUAACGUUUGCCCCCCCUGAUGCUCGUUUGGGUCUAUCCUGGAUCCAAAAAACGCGCUAUGAAGAGAGUAUACGUCGUGUUCUGUUUUCUCACAUUGGGAGAUGUCAGUCAUUGCGAGUGGAAAGCGAUGAAUUCAUCAUUACUACCAUCCUUGACCUCUUUCUUGACUUUAAUUUGUCACCUUCCAACAAUUCUGUAUACACGCCAUUAUCUCGUUUGCACCUUGCCAAGACCAUAUCGGCUUCACCUGUGGUAUCUGAUCCUCCGGACUAUGGACACCAACAGCCCACAUUUCCUCCUGACCUCAGUGUUGUUGCGCCUCAUCUGACACACCUAUACGUCGACGGCGUACAAGUAGCUGUCUUCCCUAGGUGGAGUCUCGAGCGUCUAUAUCUGACAGAUCUGUUCGUCUCUUACCAAAACCACUUUCACAUAUUCAUGAAAACGCGUGUAACCACCCUCGUCCUUCAUCGAGUCACGAUCCCAGGUGGCAUACCUUACGUCCGCCAAAUAUUGACCUACCACCCAUCCUCCGUGACGUCUCUGCGUCUGUCUGAGCUGCGUUGUGCUGGCCCAGAAAACGAACAUCAAGACAUAUACGCGCUCUUUUUCACGCUUACUCCGUACCGCACGCUUCACGAUCUCGAGCUAUGUGGUCUGAGCGAAGAUGCAAUGUACGGACUGACAAGGAUGCUCAUGAGUAAUUCUGAGCUUGUAUUCUCGGAAAUGCGGUUAUUGACGCUGAGGAAUGUGAAGCUGAUUGACACUAUGGUGGUUCCCUUGACGAAUGCUACUCCGGGAUUGAAUGGGUUGGUUUUGGAUAGUGUUGGUGGAGGUUCGCGCCUUCUUGAGGUAUGGCGGCGCCACCCUGGAAUAUGGCCUCAGAUGACCGAAGUAUCCAUGGGCGAAGGAGAGUCUGUUCAAGUAAGAAACGGCCGAUGA